Agelaius phoeniceus (red-winged blackbird) is the source of this 1239-nucleotide messenger RNA. Its product is annotated as arylacetamide deacetylase-like 4. Gene Ontology annotation, molecular function: carboxylic ester hydrolase activity. NCBI's taxonomy places the organism in Eukaryota, Metazoa, Chordata, Aves, Passeriformes, Icteridae. Gene Ontology annotation, cellular component: membrane. The record is from RefSeq and is a predicted model, not a curated record.
AUGGCAUCUGUUGCUACAACUUUAGCAAUUAUAGGAAUGUUUUUUAUUUCUCCUGCUUUAAUACCAGCACUGCUUUGUGGGGUUGUAUUAUAUGAUUUUUUCAAGACAGAACUGCCACCUGGAAUUGAGCAACCUCUAAAGCUUCGUUUUUUCCACUCCUUGAUGAUCACAACCAUGGUUGUGGGAAAGAUUUUGGAGAAGCUGGGGAUCUGCAAUGAUUUAACCAUACUGAGAGCAGUGGUCAAUGGGAUACCUCCAUGGAGAGAUUCCAAACUGCUUAUCAAAGAUCUCACAGUAGAUGAGGUGCCCUUGAGGAUUUAUCAGCCCAAAAGUCCACCCACUGGCAAAAGAAGAGGAAUUCUCUAUUUUCAUGGAGGCGCUGGCACAUUUGGGAGCAUUAGAGCCUUUGAAAGAGUAUGCCGCUAUAUGGCCAAAAAAUGCAACUCAGUGGUUGUGUCUGUUGGGUACCGUCUGGCUCCUGAACAUCCCUACCCAGGGCAAUAUUUUGACUGUCUCAAUGCCACCUUAUACUUCAUGAGGAAUUUAGAAGAGUAUCACGUGGAUCCUGGUCUCAUCAUCAUCAGUGGUGACAGCUGUGGGGCUAAUUUUGCUACAGUUAUUUGCCAAAUACUGCUGAAUGAUAGAGAUCUGCCAAAAGUGCGUGCUCAGGUCCUGCUUUACCCAGGGCUCCAGGGGCUGGAUUUCCACUUGCCCUCCUACCAGCAGAACGCUUUUGUCCCCAUAUUGUCCCGGAAGCUGAUCAUCUACUUCUGUUUUCGUUACCUUAACAAAAAACCCACAUUUUGGAAAGAUGUUCUACAAAACUGCCAUGUUCCUGAUAGUAUGAGACAACGGUAUAAGAAAUGGGUAAGUGCUGACCUUAUUCCUGAUGAAUUUAAGGUUAGGGGCUACAUACCACCAAAACCUGCAUCAUAUAAGCCUGAAGUCCACGAAGCUAUCAAAGAAAUUUUAGAACUAACAUUUUCCCCACUAUUAGCUGAAGAUUCCAUUAUUUGCCAGCUCCCUGAGUCCUUGAUUGUGACCUGUGAGUUUGAUGUGUUGAGGGAUGAUGGUCUGUUAUACAAGAGGAGACUAGAGGAAAAUGGUGUUCCAGUGACCUGGUAUCAUUGUGAGAAUGGCUUCCAUGGAAUUUUAGCCUUUUUUGGCUAUGGGAUUUUUUCCUUUUUAUCUGGAAAUAAGAUCAUGGACAGUAUUGUGAAUUAUAUAAACAGUUUAUAG